ACGUUAGCGACAUCCAUCGAUGUAGUUCGCGCUGUCGUUUGCCUUUAGCAACAUCAUAGCCAACGUUCUAAACUUGGAGGGAACCCAAGUAAAACAAAAUAUUUCAGUUGCCUGAAGAGUAGUAACUGACGAAGAUCUCGAUCGAGUCUAAGCUCCUGCACUGGCAAGGCAUUGCACUGAUAUCAAAAUUAAUUCUCAAAUGAACUAAACUGAACUGAAUUGAACUGUACUGUACUGAGAACUCAAAUAAAAAGCAAAAUACUAAAUAGAAAUUAUUUUCAAAUCGAUUCUAAAAUUUGAAUUUUGAAAUAAAACCUCAAUUACCUCAAGUGUUUUUAAUAUAUGCACAUUUAGUAUCGCGUUUCAGUUGUGAUUUGUGAUUUAAAAACGCGAAACUCAAAGUGAAUAUUUUGUACUGAAGUGCGUGUUCGAACCCAUCGAUCGAUUCUAAGUGCGAACUAUCUAAAGUUCACAUCGAACAACCGAUCGCCUACAAUUUACAGGAUCAUAUAUCACUCAAACUCCCUUAUUGAUAAUGGCGGAGUGUAACAACGAAGAGGCUUUCAAUCUACGAAUUGGUUAUCUGAAACCAGAGACUGAGGAACUAGCUAGGACAGAACUCAACGAAACCCCCGAAACCAAAGAGAUAGCAAUUAGAGAACUACGUGAACUCCUCCACAGUUGUGCCGAUAUCAAAUACAGAGACGAUGAUGAUUUUCUUGUGAUAUUUCUGAGAUGUUGCCACUUCUAUCCCAAAAGUGCAUUCGAAAAAAUGAAAUCAGUGGCAAGCUUUCGUAAGGACUAUGCGUUACUCGUGAGGGGAUUGCUGGUGGAACAGGUCAAGGAAAAAUUUGUACAAGGUAGCGCAGUAAAUGUAUUGAGAAAUUGCGAUCAGAAAGGACGUCGCGUAUUAAUUGUUAAUUGCGGAAAAUUGUGGAAUCCUAGCGAAAUACCGCCAGAUGAACUCUUCCGUAUGUUAUAUAUGGUGCACAUUGCAGCACAACUUGAGCCAGAAACACAAAUACGAGGUGUUGUGGUUAUUAUGGAUUUUGAUGGUCUCGCAAUGAAACAAGUGAAAGCGCUUUCCCCAAGUUUUUCGAAGCGGCUUCUUUCGUUUAUACAAGAUGCAAUGCCAUUGCGCAUGAGAGAGGUGCAUUUCGUAAAACAACCAUUCAUCUUUAAAAUGGUUUGGCAGCUAUUUAAGCCAUUUGUCCGCGAGAAAUUGAACAAAAGGAUGCACUUCCAUGGUAACGAUAUGAAAUCUCUGCAUGCAUAUUUGUCACCAGAGAUCUUACCAGAAAACUAUAAGGGACAACUGCCUAUGAUCAAUUACGGUGGUAAUGAAUGGUUGCCUGCAUUGGAGAAAAAUUCCGAAUAUGUUAAAGAGUGGGCCGAAAUGGGACCAGCCAAAUGGUAAUUACUGAAAGAUACUUCAGGCUUUCUCUGCGUGCUAGCAUCCUCCUUUGAACAAAUUAGCAAAUUAAACAUUUAUCUUAUAUUAUAAUUAUGACAUACCUCAUUUAACAUUCCAAAAAAAUACUUUUAAAUAAAAUAAAAUCGUUCGUAAA
Molecule: messenger RNA, 1568 nt
Organism: Teleopsis dalmanni
Lineage: Eukaryota; Metazoa; Arthropoda; Insecta; Diptera; Diopsidae
Product: clavesin-2
Exons: 4
Coding region: 536-1417 (293 amino acids)
Cellular component (GO): membrane
Molecular function (GO): phosphatidylinositol bisphosphate binding
Source: RefSeq, a predicted model, not a curated record